AAAAACUAUCGUGAACGUGAUGUACAAGUAGAGGUCCUUCAAUUACCCACGCCGAUUACAGUCACGACAGGAGUAAGUUGCAGAGCCGAUGGUCUUAGUAAGGCACAACGUCGCACUACACGAGAAAUUUAGAUUGCUCUGCGUCCUUCAUCUUUCGACGCAUAUUCACCUUCGUCAAGAGUCAACUACGAUUGUUUACGUUGUUUGAAGAUUUUCCCCUAUUCCUCGAGAUAAAACGAAAAAAAAUGGCUCCAAUCGACGACAGCGGGCCUUCCAACCUCUGGGAAGCGUCCGGAGAGGGGGAUCAAAAGGCGGUGAGCGUCUUUCUGCAGUCCGGUAAGUACACACCGAUCUCCAUCGACCAGAAUGGCUAUUGCCCGAUGAUGGCCUGCAUCUCGUGGGGGCAAAUCAAAUUUUUCGACUGGUUGUGCUCUGUGUUGGAAAAUACCACGAUCGCGGGCUUGGAGAAAAUGAUCGAAACCGAGGAACUGAUGCUUCGCCGACAAUCGCUCGGGGAGCAGGAUGAUCCCUAUGAUAAAAGCCAGGACAGUACCUUGUUUCAAGAGCAGGAGGAAGGAGCGGAAGCGGAAGACACUGCAGGAGCUCCUGCUAAGACCAGUAGUAUUAAUCUCGCGAGCAGCAGGACGAAAAACGCCGAGGACGAUUCUGAUUCGUACAUGCAGGACGUAGAAGUUUCCGAAUUCGCACAACAAGAUGAACUACACAAUGACGACAGUAUGAUGGUCGACGAGAGUGCGGACGGGAACGCAGCGGCAGAGCACAGCAGUUCGUCGUCCUCCGCUUCGCUUUCCAAUGACGUCGCAGCAAGCGCUGGUGGAAGCACUUCCAGGAGCGCGAAUUCAGCACACCCCUCUACUUCUGCAUCAACGGCAGCUGCACCAUCGGCAGGAAAGAACGCUAGCAACAUUGAGAACGACGGUGUAGUUCUUGCGGAAGGGUCUUUUACGGAAAAUGACGACCCGGAAAAGUACUUGGAAUACCUGAAAAAUAUUGAUGCCCACACAAUCGAGGAAUAUCGGGGCUUCGUACUCACGCUUGCGCGGCUCCGACAGCUACUCAUGAAGGAACAACAGCGGGUCAAAACGGAACAAACAGACUCAAAGUCAAAUUCUUGCGCAACUACGGAACGACCCCAAGGAAAGGCAGACGAGAACGCCAAGCAAGGAAUUAUGCUUGAUUUCAGCAAGCACAACCUCUCAAAAUCCGGGCAGUUCUCCAUCGUGGAAAUCGCGUUGCAGGCUACCGACAACGAAGGCGACACCCCGUACCACCACUUCGCGACCAGUCUGUCAGACGUGCAGCCACCGAACGCCCGUCAGAUGCUAUCCAAGAAAAAAACUGUGUUAGUGUAACUUUCUUCGGCUGACAGCAUCACAAAUUUGCUCUGCAUGACAGAGAAAACCUGUCAUGCGUGGCUUGUAAGGGAGAAUACACACGAAAAAAGGACUUCAUGGCUGUGUGGCAUGACAGGUGUAACUCUGUUGCAUGUUUUGCAUUACAGAGUUACACUUACACAGUUUUUUUCUUGCAUAGAUGCUGGUGGAAAGGUUCAAGAAGUACAACUGCAGUCCGGAAACCAAGAAUUUAGGUACGAUGCUAUUUCUCCUACUUUAAACAAUCAAUAUCAAAUUAAAAACAAGAAAGUGCUGUGACUCUGAUAGUACGUAACAAAGGCGAAAUAAGCGAACGAACCGUCUUGCAUGCCCUUCAACAAAAAAAAAUUCUCACAGAGUGCCAAACCGCCUUCGACAUGGUGCUCGAGCAUGACUUCGAAGAGGCGGAGUGGUUUUUCCAGGUCCACGGCAAGGAGGCGCCGGAUGAGCUGCCCGAGGAAGGAGGCCUGGAUGCCGGUGACGGCGGCGACUUCGGUUACGGGGACGGCUACGACGAGGAAUAGUACUUUUUAUUUCUACGCAUGCUCUGCAUUUCAUUCAACAGAGGACGCAGCUGUUGUAUUCCAAACGAGUUACAGGCUAGAAUGAGUCUGUACGCCGCUGCGCCGGCAUCAAACAUCGUUAAGAGAUCCUCAUCCUCGAACAAGCAUAGAAAUGAAUCGAAUUUCUCAUCCUUGAUUUGCUUUCGUCGAUGAGAACUCAAUUACAUUUUCCUUCAAUCGAACCGAAAAGAACAAGAAGAACCCAACGAAAUCCAAAUCGAAAUGAACAGCGAUAGUGAAGGGGAGUUUGGAGACGGCAAUGUGCAACUGGAAUAGGAGAACAUGAACAAGACAUGGAAUAAAUGCUGUUGUACUUGUAUCAGUGACGUUUUUCGUCUUCGCAGAAGAAAAAACUUCGCGUGAGGACUACACCAGUGCCACCUGCAAGUAAGUACAACUACACGCCCCCGAAAGGAUGAAAGCGACACACGGUGAUGGAAUGCUGUAAGCAGAUCUUGGAGUUGGAGAUCUGAGUGUGAGUUUGAGUGCUCACGCGCAGCAUUAUACCAGCGGCCUGUCUUGUCUACACGACAGAGGAACGCAUGCCAUAGUAGAAAAGCUCUGCAGCCAUUGUACAUGUAAAUCCGUCACGAAGUACCACAGUGCGACAUCAUUGUGCUCGCGCACGCCAUCAAGGUCAAAGGGCAAAAAGCACCUCGCGACUCAGAUGAAUGCAAAUAAUACUAGACGCAUCAAUUGAUUAAGCGCACCACGAAUAAACGAAGCUGCAUGUUGAUGAUGUAGUACGCCGCCAUCUUCACCUUCUACAAAGACUAGAAGUAGCACGGUAAGCAUUCGUGGCGUACUUGUAUCAGCGACAGAAAACGAUUGUUCCCGUGAAGUCGCUCUUUCUUUCUGUUUUUGUUAUCUGCAGCUCUUAAUGGCC
Amoebophrya sp. A120 is the source of this 2843-nucleotide messenger RNA. NCBI's taxonomy places the organism in Eukaryota, Dinophyceae, Syndiniales, Amoebophryaceae. The record is from the annotation of a GenBank genome assembly.